AUGGGUCAAUUCAGUGAACUACCUGCUGAGCUUCAAUCGGUGGAUAUCAUUGUUGCGGGAGGUGGCACCGCCGGCUGCAUCGUAGCUUCAAGGCUGGCCGAUGCUGAUCCAAGUCUUUCAAUAUUGGUUAUCGAAGCAGGACCAAAUGGCGCUGGUAAUCCGGCGGUCGACUACCCUGCAUUCUUUCUCAGUAAUGUUGGGCCAGGCACUACAACAGCUGCCUUCUACAAAGGCAACAAAUCCAAACAUACAGGCAAUCGUGAUAUUAUUGUGCCCACCGGCUCCGUUCUCGGCGGCGGCUCUGCAGUCAACAUGAUGAUGUACAGUCGGGCCCAGCGAUCCGAUUGGGAUUCGUGGCAAACCGCUGGCUGGUCUGCUAAUGAGAUCUUACCGUUCUUGAAAAAGUUAGAAACAUAUCAUGGACCUGGCCUACUAGAUACUCAUGGGUCCGAUGGUCCAAUCCAAGUGUCUACUGGCACCUUCUGUGGUAGAAAAUCCCAAGAUGACUUCGUUUCCGCCAUGAACAAAAUUGGUUGGCCAGAGAUCGAAGAUUUAGGGAGUCUGGAUGCAUGCAACGGCGUCCAGCGUGCGGUCAGGUUCAUCUCACCUGAUGGGAAGCGCCAGGACACGGCCAGCCGAUAUCUGCGACCCCGUCUUCAGGAUGGUCUACAUCCCAAUCUCCACGUAAUCAUCAAAUCUCAAGUCGUCCGAGUUUUGAUCGAGGACGGGAAAGCCACCGGCGUCGUUUACAAACCAGAAAGUGCCCCAGAGCGGACAGUCAAGGCCAGAAAGACCGUUGUCCUGUCUUGUGGAGCUUUUGGAACACCAACUGUCCUCGAGAGAUCCGGCGUAGGCGAUCCUGAUGUCUUAGGUCGUGCUGGCAUUCCAAUCGUUGCCGAUAUCCCGGGCGUUGGCCAUGAAUACGAGGAUCACCAUCUUAUUGUGUAUCCUUACAAAUCCAGCCUUGCUCCCGAAGAAACUAUGGAUGGGAUAUUGACAGGGGCUCUGAAUGCAGAAGAGUUAGUCAAAACCAAUGACAGGAUCUUGGGCUGGAACGCGCAGGACGUUACUUGCAAACUCCGACCCACAGAUGAAGACGUCGCCUCUCUAGGUCCCGUAUUUCAGGAAGUCUGGAACAAGGAAUUCAGAGAUAAUCCGAACAGACCCCUUAUGAUGAUGUCGCUGGUUAACUGCUUCCCAGGUGAUCCUACUGGGAUUCCACCAGGACAGUAUUUCGGUAUCUCAAGCUUCACUGUUUACCCAUUCGCAAGAGGUCAUGUCCAUAUUACAGGACCAAAGUUGACUGACCCACUCGAUUUUGAAACUGGCUUUUUCUCUGACGAGAAGUGUAUCGACCUUCUGAAACACAGAUGGGCAUAUAAAAAGCAGCGUGAAGUAGCACGCCGUAUGGACGUGUUCCGUGGAGAAUUGGUUAGCCAUCAUCCGCCUUUCCCAGAGUGGUCUAAAGCAGCAUGUGUGUCAACGAACACACCCCUCGAUAACGUGCAGGAUAUCGAGUACUCGGCCGAGGACGAUGCCAUUAUUGAUAACUGGGCCCGUGAGAAUGUUGGAUCUGCUUGGCACUCCCUAGGAACUUGCAAACUAGGUCCUGUCGACCAAUACGGGGUUGUAGAUCAGAAUCUAAGUGUUCAUGGUGUCAAGAACCUGAAGCUUGCUGAUCUGAGUAUCGUGCCAAAGACUGUUGCUGCAAAUACUAACAACACAGCUUUGGUUAUUGGUGAGAAGGCGGCUGACAUCAUCAUCAAGGAGCUUGGUUUAGGGAAGUCAUAGAAUACGAAGGUAGACUGCAUUAUAC
Molecule: messenger RNA, 1816 nt
Organism: Annulohypoxylon truncatum
Lineage: Eukaryota; Fungi; Ascomycota; Sordariomycetes; Xylariales; Hypoxylaceae
Product: alcohol oxidase
Exons: 4
Coding region: 1-1791 (596 amino acids)
Molecular function (GO): oxidoreductase activity, acting on CH-OH group of donors; flavin adenine dinucleotide binding
Source: RefSeq, a predicted model, not a curated record